This is a messenger RNA of Camponotus floridanus (Florida carpenter ant), 1065 nucleotides long. RefSeq lists its product as uncharacterized. The transcript has 4 exons. Gene Ontology annotation, biological process: septate junction assembly; regulation of tube size, open tracheal system. Bases 49 to 756 code for a protein of 235 amino acids. Gene Ontology annotation, cellular component: membrane; septate junction. NCBI's taxonomy places the organism in Eukaryota, Metazoa, Arthropoda, Insecta, Hymenoptera, Formicidae. The record is from RefSeq and is a predicted model, not a curated record.
CGACUUUACGUCAAAGUAGGCUCGCGAGCCAAGAGCCGAGAGUUCACUAUGUCAGUGGAUAAACAGGAAUAUCACAGGGCUUCCAACGCCGUUGUUUUCGGCGGAAGCAUCACCUUUGUAUCAUUAUUUCUUUUAAUGAUGGCUUUUAUAAGCCCAUAUUGGAUAGAGUCAUACGAGGAGACGUUCAGCAAUUUUAAACACAUGGGACUCUGGGAGUAUUGCUUCGAACAAUUUCGUUAUCCUUACUACCAAUUUGACAAGCAAUUCGACGGAUGUCAUCAUAUCUUUUCACAAGAAUAUUACGUCAUAAGGGAAUGGCUGCUGCCAGGGUGGCUCAUGAUUGUACAAGCAUUUGUUACACUGGCUUUAUUACUUUCUCUCUUUGCUUUCUUUGUGAUAAGCCUGAUCUGGGUACGAUGGCCAUUGAGAUUUGUCCUGCAUUAUGAAUGGAUUCUCUCGUCUGUCGUAUUCAUGUGCGAUGCAGUUGCCAGCGUGCUCCUCUUUUUAGCAGUAUCCAUAUUCGGUGGGCAAUGUUGGCGUCGAGAUUGGUUAAUGUAUCCAAAUUUCAAUCAUUUAUCGUGGUCGUAUGCUUUCGCAGUCAUAUCAUUCAUGUUCCAUGGAUUUGCUGCGUUCUUUUUCUACCUAGAUGCGCAAGCUGGUUAUAAAUUACGUAAAGAAUCUCGCAAUUUGGUAAUGCAGAUGCAUCCAAAUCCUCAAUCUCAUCAUGGACUGCCACCACGGAGUGGAUAUAUAUAAUAUUAAAGCAGAUAUAUAUAUAUAAUAUUUGAUAGAGAGCUUUUGCACAAAAUUUUUAUUGCUGUUAACAAUUGAACAAGAGCACAAGAUGUGUUUCUUAAAAAAACUUUUAUAUAUUUAAGUGUAACUUCAAUCCAGCCAAUUAUAUUUUUACCCAAUAUUUUUAGAUAGACUUUAAAAAUUCGGUAAAAAAUACGUGAUGGGAUUCUCAUUCUUUUCAUACUAAUUGCGUUUUUUCAAACUAAUUCGCUCUUGUGCGAGUAAUAUCCGUCCAUUGUUAUACUCGCAUAUCAGAUAAAUUUUUUUAUC